AAUUCAUAUAUCAUAUACUUUGUUUGUAUAAUAUUUGAUGAUGGAAUCUAAGAUUUUUUGCCUUCUGAUCUUGCUCUUCCACCUCAUACCCUUUGGUGUUUCUUCUGAAGAAGUGUGUUCAGACACUGCAGGUUCUUUUAGGCCGAACAGCCCUUACGACAGGAAUCGUCGUCUUGGUCUGUCUUAUCUUCCGUACAAUGUCACUCCUCAAGCCGGCUUCUAUAACACGUCGGUUGGCCACGGACCCGAUAGAGUAUAUGUGGUCGGGAAGUGCAUCCGACACUCUGAAGCAGAAGAUUGUUCUGGUUGUCUCAAGGCGGCCUCCGAUGAGAUACUAAGCAAAUGCCCAAACCAAACAGAAGCCUUUUUGUGGCCAUACUAUCCGGCCCUUUGUCUCAUACGCUACUCUAACCGCUCGUUUUUCGGAUCCCUUGACUUGGAGCCUAGUCGUGUACUGUACUUUCGGGAUUUUGGAAAGAAUUUAACGGAGGUGGAUUCCGUUUGGGAGGAACUAACACUACGUGCGAUAGCUGCAGCUUCCUCGGAUGAGAACUAUUAUGCGGCUGAUGUAGCCGCCUUCAAACCCUUCGAAUAUAUAUAUACAUUAAUGCUAUGUACUCCUGAUAUAUCUCCAGGAAAUUGUCGUGCCUGCCUGCGAAAAAGCGUCGAUGACUUUCGGACAUGCUGCUACGGGGAUCAAGGAGCCAUAGUUGGAAAGCCAAGCUGCUAUUUCCGGUGGGGUUUGCAUCCGUUCUUUGGAGCUUUUCAGAAUAUCUCGUUGGCCCCUCCGACGCCUUCUCUUACACCUUCACCAGGCAUUGUGGCCAACACGACGAAGAAAGGAGGCGAAACCAUGUCAAAUCGAUCUAUAGUUUGGAUCGUCGUCGUUCCGACUGUCAUUGCCGUCUCGAUAUUGGUUGCUCUAGGAUUUGCUGUUUACUGCAGGAGAAAAUCUCAUCAAGCAGCUGAUAUUCAAAGUGGUGACGAUGUCAUGAAUCUACCGUCUCUGCAGUUCGAUUUCAAGACAAUUGAAGCUGCGACAGAUAAUUUCUCGGGGAGAAACAUGAUCGGUCGAGGGGGAUUCGGAGAGGUUUACAAGGGUGAGCUUCCAAACGGAAUAGAGGUUGCAGUGAAGAAGUUGGCAAAAACAUCAAGACAAGGUGCACAAGAGUUCAAGACCGAGGCCGUACUUGUCGCAAAGCUUCAACAUAGAAAUCUGGUUAGGCUUCUUGGAUUUUGUGUUGAAGGAGAAGAGAAGAUACUCGUUUACGAGUUCGUUCCCAACAAAAGCCUCGACCAUUUCUUGUUUGACCCGAGAAAGAAGGCUGAGUUAGACUGGGCGAAACGGUACAAGAUUAUUGGAGGGAUUGCUCGGGCAAUUCUUUAUCUCCAUGAAGAUUCACGGUUUACGGUCAUACACCGUGACCUCAAAGCGGGUAAUGUUCUCCUAGACACUGACAUGAACCCAAAAAUUGCGGAUUUUGGCAUGGCGAGGAUUUUUGGGAUGGACCAAACUCGAGCCCAUACAAAAAAGAUAGCUGGAACAUACGGAUAUAUGCCUCCAGAGUACGCGAUGCACGGCCAAUUCUCCGUGAAAUCCGAUGUUUAUAGCUUUGGAGUCUUACUUUUGGAGAUCGUAAGCGGGAAGAUGAAUAACAGUUUCUACGAAACGGAUGGUACAAGCCGGAAUCUGGUCACACAUGCUUGGAGGCUUUGGCGAAAUGGAUCGCCUCUGGAACUCGUGGAUCGAACCUUGGACGGGAAUUAUGAGAGUGACGAAGUCGUCAGAUGCAUCAAUAUCGCCCUACUCUGUGUUCAAGAAGAUCCGGUGGAUCGCCCAACACUGUCAACAAUCAUCUUGAUACUCACUAGAAAGAGAAUCGCUCUACCUGUGCCCCGAAAACCGGGAUUUUUCUUCCAGAGUAGCCGAGAUGAAGACGGAGUAGCAUGCCCGAGUUCAUCUAUUUCUUGUUCUGUGGAUGCCAAUUCGAUUACCGAUUUGGAUCCUCGUUGAGGAUGAUGAUGAUGAUGAUUUCCUCAUACCCAGAUCCAUUUUUUUUCCUUACAUGUUACUUGUUUCCGGUCUAUCUGUUGGUUCCAUUUUUA
Tarenaya hassleriana is the source of this 2106-nucleotide messenger RNA. RefSeq names its product cysteine-rich receptor-like protein kinase 14. The record is from RefSeq and is a predicted model, not a curated record. Gene Ontology annotation, molecular function: ATP binding; protein kinase activity. The coding region runs from base 38 to 2014 and encodes 658 amino acids. Gene Ontology annotation, biological process: protein phosphorylation. The transcript is spliced from 7 exons. Lineage: Eukaryota; Viridiplantae; Streptophyta; Magnoliopsida; Brassicales; Cleomaceae.